UUUGAGGAACUUCGAACUCCGACGAAGUUCAACUCUGAGUUAAAGCAAGAACCGAUUGAAAUUGAAGUAUAUUUUAAACGAGUGAGCCACUGUGUUGACGAUACAUACACCAAUCCCCAACUUUUGGUAAUGUCGGUACUAAUGUCCAAAUUCUAAAACCCUAGAUUCGAAUUAACACUUAAUUAAUACUCCACGUUAUCGGAGUUAAAUUAGAGUGUUAGACAAAUAUCUUGAGUAUUAUGAUUUUUCAUUUCUUGAGACUUUGACUCGAAUUCUGUUCAGUUCCAAACUGAUCUCUAUAUCGAAUCCCGAAUCAGGGAAUCAAAAGAGAAGUCUAGUUUACUCAAACCUCACAACUAUCCAGAAAAGAGAAGACAAAUGAAGCAGAUUCCCUGAAAUUUGCUUCUUUCUGAUUCCUUUAACAGAAUGGUGAACCAAGGAGUGGAAGAUUUUUUAAAAUCUCCAAUCACAAAGGUAGUCGGAUUAACCCUAUUUGCUUUCAGUUUCUUCUAUUUGGGGCAACACUGGUCUGAUGGAAACCAACAGCUUGUUUUCUUCAAUAAUCAACAACAAUCAGAUAAGAGACUUACUCCAUCAAUUUCAAUUUCUCCGAAUGCGAAUAAAACAAUAUCGUCUGAACCGCCACCUUCUCAUCCAUCAAAACCACCACCUGUAAUAGCUGAAAAAUUCGGGGUUAUUGAUGAGAAUGGAGUUAUGGCCGAAGAUUUUGAAGUUGGUGAUUUUGAUCCAGAUUUAGUUGACAAGUUUAGGAAUUUGAAUAUGAGUAUUGUGAAACCAGACGACGUUAGUGCUGCUGCUGUUGAAAUUGAUAAAUUUUCUUUAUGUUCUGAGGAUAUGAGAGAGUAUAUUCCUUGUUUGGAUAACGUUGAAGAGCUUAAAAAGCUUGAUUCAACUGUGAGAGGCGAGAAAUUUGAACGGCAUUGUCCUGGGAAAGGCAGUGGGUUGGAUUGCUUAAUUCCACCGCCAAAAGAUUACAAAACUCCGAUUCCGUGGCCACGAAGCAGAGACGAGGUGUGGUUCAGCAAUGUACCACAUUCACGCUUGGUUGAUGAUAAAGGUGGGCAGAACUGGAUUGAGAGAGAUAAUGAUAAAUUCAAGUUCCCUGGAGGUGGAACUCAAUUCAUCCAUGGGGCAGAUAAAUACUUGGAUCAGAUUGCACAGAUGGUUCCUGAAAUUGCAUUUGGUAAUCAUACUCGAGUCGUAUUAGACGUUGGAUGUGGUGUAGCAAGCUUUGGUGCCUUUUUGCUUUCCCGAAAUGUGACUACUCUAUCUAUAGCACCAAAAGAUGUUCAUGAAAACCAAAUUCAAUUUGCUCUUGAGCGUGGUGUGCCUGCAAUGGUGGCAGCUUUUGCCACACGGCGUCUAUUGUAUCCAAGCCAGGCUUUCGAGUUGAUACAUUGUUCAAGGUGUAGAAUCAACUGGACAUGUGAUGAUGGAAUUUAUCUUCUUGAGGUCAACAGGAUGCUCAGAGGUGGAGGAUACUUUGUUUGGGCAGCACAGCCAGUUUAUAAACAUGAAAUCCCCUUGCAAGAACAAUGGAAAGAGAUGGAGGACCUUACUACACGUCUUUGCUGGGAACUUGUAAAGAAAGAAGGAUAUGUUGCUAUAUGGCGCAAACCUUCAAAUAACAGCUGCUAUACGGGGCGCGAUGCUGGAACACAACCACCAUUGUGUGAUCUAAGCGAUGACCCUGACAACGUUUGGUACGUCGAUAUGAAAGCAUGCAUUAGUCGACUACCUAAUAAUGCCUAUGGGGCGAAUGUUACUACAUGGCCUAGUCGACUGAAUAAUAUACCAGACAGGCUCCAGAGCAUAAAAUUGGAUUCCCAAAUAUCCAGAAGAGAGCUGUACAAAGCAGAAAAUGGAUAUUGGACAAACAUAGUCACCAGCUACAUUCAUGUUUACCAUUGGGAAAAAAAACCAUUUCGAAAUGUGAUGGACAUGAGGGCUGGUUUUGGAGGAUACGCUGCAGCACUCAUAAAUCUGGAGAUGGAUUACUGGAUAAUGAAUGUUGUACCUGUCAGUGGACCUAAUACCUUGCCUGUUAUCUAUGAUCGUGGACUAAUUGGAGUCAUGCACGACUGGUGUGAACCAUUUGAUACAUAUCCAAGAACGUAUGAUCUACUAAAUGCGAAUCGCCUUCUCUCCACUGAACAAAAGAGAUGCAAUGUUUCCACCAUUAUGCUUGAGAUGGAUCGGAUAUUGAGACCUGGGGGAACUGCGUAUAUUUUAGAUAGUGUGAAUGUCAUGGAUGAAAUUCAGGUGGUAGCAAAGGCAAUUGGUUGGCAUACCAAUCCGCGUGACACUUCUGAAGGUCCACAUGCCAACUGGAAGCUCUUGAUAUGUGAGAAAAGUCUUUAACGCCCUUAAAAAGCAGCAUUCAAACAAAAAUGACGCAGAAAGCAGAAUAAGGAAUUCGUUUAUACAAGAAAAACUCGAUCGGUUGAACUAUGGUUCUUCUUCCUUGACAUUCACAUUCAGAAGCGGUGUUAUAAACCUCACCGACGUAAAUACACCUCCAUCAACAGCAAACCUUUUUCUUCUCAUUUAUCCUUAAAACAUGUUGUUCAGUUUCACAUAUAGUUUAUCUCCUGGAGCAUAUAGUUUUCGGUUUUUACUUUGGUGGUAAAGCCUAUAGUCAAGGAACAUUAAUUAAUUUAUUUAUUUCUCAUUUCCUUCGUAUGUACUACAGUAUUACUUCGUGUUAGGAGCCGUCAAUUGCUGAA
Messenger RNA from Papaver somniferum (opium poppy), 2747 nucleotides. Its product is annotated as probable methyltransferase PMT11. The transcript has 8 exons. Bases 427 to 2382 code for a protein of 651 amino acids. Gene Ontology annotation, molecular function: methyltransferase activity. NCBI's taxonomy places the organism in Eukaryota, Viridiplantae, Streptophyta, Magnoliopsida, Ranunculales, Papaveraceae. The record is from RefSeq and is a predicted model, not a curated record. Gene Ontology annotation, cellular component: cytoplasm; endosome; trans-Golgi network.